CAAUUCGCGCACGCAUUGCGCACAUGUUGCCCCGGUUCGGUUGACAUAUGUUUGGCACUGUGGCAGUCCACCUCAUUUCCGAAAACACUCAUUCAGCCCUUUACGACCAUCGAGGGGACCUCGAAAUCUCAUUCUUCUAGCUUGAAAGUUUACACUACCGUGCUCGUUUGACGAAGUCACCAUGCCUGCCUUAGCGGAUGUUGCUGUUGCUGCUGCGAACGAAGUUCACGAACAUGUUGUACGCGAAACCGCAAAGCAAAGAUUAAAUCCAAACGCUACGCAAGUGCGAACGUUGAUUGUCAUUGGCGUUUACAUCGUCGCGAUUGCAAUCCUCUGGCAUGUAUCAUUCCUAUCGUGGAUUCUGUAUCCAUUUAAACUGCUUACUGUUGGGUUUCAUGAGGGCGGGCACGCUAUUGCUGGUGUCUUGACAUGUGCAAGAAUCCAUUCCAUAGAGCUCGAUCCUGACGAAGGCGGUGCAACCAGGAUGAGCGGUGGCAUUCCAUGGAUAACGUUACCCGCAGGGUAUCUUGGUUCAUCGCUUAUCGGGGCAGCCCUGAUUGCCUGCGGCUUUGACACCAAAGCGUCCAAGAUCGCUUGUCUUGUUCUUGCUGGAUUCUUCUUAAUUACGCUAUGGUGGGCUCGGCGAAAUCUCCUCACUUGGGUAUUGAUUCUAGGAAUGGCGGGCCUCAUUGUGGCCUUCUGGUUCAUCGCGGAUGGUAUUGUACUGCGGUAUCUGAUUCUCUUUAUCGGGGUGAUGAGCGAUCUCUACGUUCUAUGGGAUGUGAUUGACGAUACGAUCGCCCGGAAAGUCAACACCAGCGAUGCGUCGCACUUUGCCGACAUUUGUGGAUGUUGUCCUUCUCGGGUGUGGGGUGUGAUUUGGCUAAUCCAGGCCCUUAUUUUCAUGGCGGGUGGGAUUUUGAUUGGGAUUGUGUGCUUCAAGGAUUCGGCUGCGGAGCAGUCAGAAAAGGCGAAGCAUUUCUUGCCCACUAUGUAAGGAUGAGAGAUAAGGUUAAUGGGUCCUCAUUUUUUUUGGACGAUUCCGGUGGAAGUGGAGGUGGAUAGUGAAUUAGUUGCUGGCGAGGCUGGAUAUAUGUAUUAGAUUACC
Cantharellus anzutake is the source of this 1108-nucleotide messenger RNA. Its product is annotated as peptidase M50B-like-domain-containing protein. The transcript has 14 exons. The coding region runs from base 182 to 997 and encodes 271 amino acids. NCBI's taxonomy places the organism in Eukaryota, Fungi, Basidiomycota, Agaricomycetes, Cantharellales, Hydnaceae. The record is from RefSeq and is a predicted model, not a curated record.